Messenger RNA from Neomonachus schauinslandi (Hawaiian monk seal), 1708 nucleotides. It is a transcript of the gene RASSF8, whose product is annotated as Ras association domain family member 8. The record is from RefSeq and is a predicted model, not a curated record. NCBI's taxonomy places the organism in Eukaryota, Metazoa, Chordata, Mammalia, Carnivora, Phocidae. Gene Ontology annotation, biological process: signal transduction.
UGACCUGACACCUUGAUGACAAGUCUCAGGGCCCUUGGGUGACUGGCUGGUGCACCAUGGAACUUAAAGUAUGGGUGGAUGGAGUUCAGAGGAUUGUUUGUGGGGUCACCGAAGUUACAACUUGCCAGGAAGUUGUAAUAGCCUUAGCUCAAGCAAUAGGUCGAACCGGAAGGUACACUCUUAUAGAAAAAUGGAGAGAUACUGAAAGACACUUAGCACCUCAUGAAAAUCCUAUCAUAUCCUUAAACAAAUGGGGGCAGUAUGCUAGUGAUGUACAGCUAAUUUUACGUCGAACGGGGCCAUCUCUUAGUGAGCGACCCACUUCAGACAGUGUGGCUCGAAUUCCGGAGAGAACUUUAUAUAGGCAGAGUUUGCCCCCCCUGGCUAAACUGAGGCCUCAGAUUGACAAAUCAAUCAAAAGGAGAGAACCUAAAAGGAAAUCAUUAACAUUUACAGGAGGUGCCAAAGGAUUAAUGGACAUUUUUGGAAAGGGUAAAGAAACUGAAUUUAAGCAAAAGGUGCUGAAUAACUGCAAAACAACAGCAGAUGAAUUAAAGAAGCUGAUCCGGUUGCAGACAGAGAAGCUUCAAUCCAUUGAGAAAGAGCUAGAAUCAAAUGAAAUAGAAAUACAAUUUUGGGAGCAAAAAUAUAAUUCUAACCUUGAAGAGGAAAUUGUCCGCCUGGAGCAAAAGAUCAAAAGAAAUGAUGUCGAAAUUGAAGAGGAAGAAUUUUGGGAAAAUGAAUUGCAGAUUGAACAGGAAAAUGAAAAACAGCUGAAGGAUCAACUUCAAGAAAUAAGACAGAAAAUAACAGAAUGCGAGAGCAAAUUAAAGGACUAUUUGGCUCAGAUCCAGACUAUGGAAAGCGGUCUUGAAGCAGAAAAAUUACAACGGGAAGUUCAGGAGGCACAAGUCAAUGAAGAAGAGGUUAAAGGAAAGAUUGGUAAGGUCAAAGGAGAAAUUGACAUUCAAGGCCAACAGAGUGUGAGGCUGGAAAAUGGCAUUAAAGCUGUAGAAAGAUCUCUUGGACAAGCCACCAAACGAUUACAGGACAAAGAACAAGAACUGGAGCAGUUGACUAAAGAGCUGCGGCAAGUCAAUCUCCAGCAGUUUAUCCAACAGACAGGGACAAAAGUUACCGUUUUGCCAGCGGAGCCCAUUGAAGUAGAGGCCUCACAUGCAGACAUAGAAAGGGAGGCACCAUUCCAGUCUGGGUCCCUGAAGCGGCCUGGUUCAUCUCGGCAGCUCCCCAGUAAUCUUCGUAUUCUACAGAAUCCUAUCUCAUCUGGUUUUAAUCCUGAAGGCAUCUAUGUAUAACAUUAUCUGUCUUUAGGGGAGAGACCCAAUAAAGGUACCAAGGACAGUAAAAAUUCCUUCUUUGAUUUGUGCCAAUGAUGAACAGAGGAUCUAUUUCACAAGCCACCGUCUCUUUUUUCUGUCCUAAAUUGCAUACCACUUGGAGCCAUACCCUGUGCACUGAUGCUAAAGAACAAAGAAACUGUGUUUUCACACAUCGACAGUGUUGACAUAUUUGUCCAGCAGCUGUAAUGCAAAGCCUUCAUUUUUAUUUGUAGCAUUUUGAGAGCGUUAGGAAAGUAUUAUACUGUGUGUAUACGUAAAUAAAACCAUGACUUAAGAGCGAAGAGAAAUAUGUGACUGGCUUAGUUUAAUUUAUUCCAUAUAAUCGAUUAAUGGGUGAAUGUUGAUGU